Molecule: messenger RNA, 1641 nt
Organism: Cuscuta europaea
Lineage: Eukaryota; Viridiplantae; Streptophyta; Magnoliopsida; Solanales; Convolvulaceae
Source: the annotation of a GenBank genome assembly
UGAGGUGUAUAAUGUGUCCCUGGAUAGCCCUUAAAGUCUAGUUGACGUAUUGGGUGGUUUAUGUGCGAAGAGAGGGAUAGUUUCAGAUAAAAACCGAGCUUGAGUGAACUGCUGCGCAUAAACUCGAGCAGGGAGAGGGAGGUAUUGUCCGGUUCGUAUCUUGAGCUCCAGUUGUCCAAAUAAGGCGUUUGAGGUGUCUACGGAAAGCUCUAGAGACGAGGAAUCCGUGAAGGUCUGUUUUGCAUCAAACGGAGUUGUGGAAGGCCUCCAAAUUGUCCGAACAAAACACAACCUCGCAGAAUCGGAUCUUCCUUUCCAAAGUUAGGGAGUGAAUUCGCCGGAAAACACCCGUUCUAGGGGCUGUUUUCGUGUCUUCGGCUAGGAGUUGAACAAGCACCUUGAAGAGGCUGUUUAACACCUAUUUUUAAGCAAGUAAUCAGUUCUUAAUCCACCUUGUCCGAAGCUUUGACCGUUGGAUCAAGAAGGAGAAAUUUAAAGCUCAUUUAAGGUAUCCCCGUCUCUAUGGUGAACGUAAAGGGCCUUGCUCGUCUGAAGAAACAGGACCCGAAGGGGUCGGGACAGGGCAUCCAGAAGCCCGCCACUGCCCUCUUUAAGAAAGCCGAGGGCGAUGCCGCUGCCGGCAAGAGGAAGGCAGCGACCAAGGGGUCCCCCCCGGCUACCAAAAAGCCGAAGAAGGGGGAUGUCGCCGAGAAGGAGCCCCUGGUCAUUAUCGCUGAUGAGCACCCCGCCUCCGGGGUGCAUGUGGAGAAGCCGUCGGGUGAAACGCCGGCGGGGGCAGAGGAGUUGCUGCCUGAGGUCCUCCAAGUCUCGUUCCCGAGGGGGACAUCCCUGGCCAGCGGCGCUGUCGACCCGGGGGCCAUCUUGAGGGGCAUAACCCCUGAGACUGAUAGGGCUGCCCUCGGGGCCUAUAACGAUGCGGCCCUCGAGGACCACAUCCUCCGCUCCUCCCUUUCUGCUUGUCUAGCCCUCGGUGAACAUGCCCGGAGGCUUCAAGAAUGGCGCCUCCAUAAAGCCGAGCAGGAUGCCAAGAUGAAAGAAUGCAUCCUCAAAAAUAAAGAGGCGGUGAAGCUGGGGGCCAGGCUGGAAGAGGAGCUUCGGCAAAUGGAGCAGAGACUGGAGGCCGCAGAGAAAGGCAAAGUUGACGCUGAGGCCGCUGCUGAGGAGGCCAGGAGGGCUGCCAAAGAGGCCGAGGACUCCAAGGCGCUGGCCGUCGCCAAGGCUCGGGAGGAAGCCGUUGAUGCCUUCGUCGCCGAGGGCUGGAGGGCCGAGGGACGCAAGAUGUGGCUGUCCUCGGUUGUGGAGGCACACGUCGAGGAAUGGGCCGAGGGCCCUGGGUGGGAAUGGAUGGCCCGGAAGGGCAGAGAGUACUAUGAAGCCGGUGAAUUCUUCACCCAGGCCCUCAUCUACCAGAGGAUGGCCCGACAUUUGGGCAUUGAGCAAAAGGACUUCUCCCCCUCGGCGUAUGGCCUUCCUCCCCUGCAGCCUGAUGUCCGUGAGUCGCUCCCGGAAGGUGUUCAGAGGCCCGACCUUGAGGACACGGAGUUGAAGAAUGAGGCCGAGGACGACGCUGUCGAGACCGGAGCGGAGGCAUCAUCGAGGCCGGCUGCAGAGGGCGCCCCG